Protomyces lactucae-debilis is the source of this 1070-nucleotide messenger RNA. RefSeq lists its product as uncharacterized. The coding region runs from base 182 to 676 and encodes 164 amino acids. The transcript has a single exon. NCBI's taxonomy places the organism in Eukaryota, Fungi, Ascomycota, Taphrinomycetes, Taphrinales, Protomycetaceae. The record is from RefSeq and is a predicted model, not a curated record.
GAGCUUGAAGUCCGUUGUGCGCGCACCGAUGCCGACAAAUGAUGUCAGCGUCGACAACAUCAAGAAGCAAACUUGAUUCCAAUCACCUUCUCUUGCCGUCUAUAAGAUGCAGUGGACGAAGCCAAGCUUCAAGCUACCAGAGGUACACGAUGACGAGCUCUCGUGCAAUGACUGACCAGCUAUGCAGCCAGAAUUUGAGUUUUUUUCUUUGGAAUGCGACAUGGAAGACUUUCAUCCUGUUGGCAACGGCCCACAUGGGAAUAGAGCUACCGUCAUCUUCAAAGGCGGUCGGUUCGAAGGUCCAAAGCUAAAAGGCACCAUCUUGCCCGGUGGUGGAGACUGGGAGAUUGUCGCUGAUGACUCUACGGCUGUGAGUGCCAUCCUGGCUUGCUGGAUUGCACUGACUAGGCAGUUCUUGGAUACGCGCUAUAAUCUCAAAACAGACGACGGUGCAAUCAUUUACCUCCGAACGACAGGCGUGCGGAAAGGUCCCAAGGAUAUUCUCGAUAAGCUUGGUGAAGAUGAGAGCAUCACGGCGGACCAGUACUCGAUGCGGCUAAGCCUUCAAUUUGAGUGUGGCACAGACAAGUACGCUUGGCUUAACAAGACUGUUGGCUUUGCAGUGAGUGGUCGAAACGGUACGAUGGUCAUUUAUGAUGCCUAUGCGCUUGUCUGAAAUGAUACAAGCUGGAGUCUUGUGGAUAUGGUCUGAGCAGGCCAGAUACUGUGCGAAGCUUGCACCUCAACCUUCGCUAGUUCUGUCUAUCCCGUAAGAACUUGUAUUCAUUGAGAUUUCACAUAUGUAGAACUAAGCUACUAGACGAACGAGCACUCGAACAGAAUGCGCGUGCUCUGUUGACUGCAAGCUGAGCAUGACCUAGCAUGAUGAAGAGUCCUGAAGACAUGUCGGCCAAGUGCCUGUUGUGUGAGUCGUGUGACUCGGUGUGAGUGAUGGGAUUUAGCUCUAAAAAAAGCUACGUCGUGCUCAGCUCAACUACUGUCCCCCAUAAUAAGAGGGAAGCGAAACAGAGAAUCCAGCCACCCAAGGGUGCUCAGACUCUCCACGCCGG